AUGGCAUCGAUCAAGUCGAACGAAAAGGUCAUUGAAGGGGAGGAUCUCGAGUCCCAGAGGCCAGAAGAUGGCAUUGUGGAAAACUUCAUAACGCCGCAUUCUCUCACGACCAUUCUUAGAAGGCUUGCCAUGGCUGGCGUGGAGAUGAGAGGUCUUGAUCCUAUCCCGGUGGAGAAGCGAACUCAUACUAAGUACUACAACAUUUUUACGUUGUUUGGUGGUUCCUUUCUUUCCCUUCUUCCCCUGAGCAUCGGUGUCACCCCGACCUUGGCUUUCGGUCUAUCAUUCAAAGAUGCUGCUGCCAUGAUUUUCACUAUGCAAUUUAUCUUUGUUCUGCCGACACUCUAUAUUUUGACCUUGGCACCUCAGCUGGGCAUGAGACAGUCAGUCCAGUUUCGUUACGCAUUCGGAAAAUAUCCCAAUAUUUUAAUCAGUCUCAUCGUCAUUCUCGAGGUUCUGAUAUUUGGAAUUUUGGCUACGGUCGCCGGAGCCGAAUGUCUCGCAGCCGUCAGACCUGGUACUUUGCCAAUCGAGGGCGCAAUUGGCAUCAUCCUUGCCGUUGCUUUCUGUAUAGGCUUUAUUGGAUACAAAGCCCUUCAUUUCAUCUGCCAGUAUAUCUGGAUCCCUAGCGGUAUCUCGAUAUUAAUACUGGUCGGCUGUGCCGGUAGCAAACUAUCAACCCAAACACCAGCUACUUCCUUUGGGGCCGGGCCGUAUUUGGCGACCAUCUCAAUCUGUGCAGCCAACAUGGCAACCUGGGGCACGAUCGUUGGAGACUAUGCAUGCUAUAUGCCACCGCAAGCCCCACGGCUUCGCCUCGCUCUGUACUGCUUAGCGGGAUUGUACGUGCCUUUCUCACUGAUGAUGGUCCUAGGCGCAGCAGUUGGCGGUGCGAUACCUUCCAUUCCUUCGUGGACUUCAGCAUAUGCUUCAGGUGGCCUGGGAGGUGUACUCGGAGAAAUCCUGAUCUCUCGUCUUGGCGGGUUUGGCAGGUUCAUUCUCAUUAUUCUGGGCAUGUCUAUUGUCACCACAUCGGCGCGUGAUAUGUACAGCAUGUCUCUCUUCACUGUUGCUGUUGUUCCCUGGUUAGGUAGGGUUCCACGAGUGUUUAUUUUGUGUGGAGCGGCUGCUGUCAUGGUUGGUGUUGCAAUUGCAGCGUCGCGCUCGUUCCUUUCCACCCUCAGCACCUUGGUAAGCAUUGCAGGCUACAUGACAGGGCCGACAGUCUGUGUUUUUCUGAUUGAGUGGUUAUAUUUCCGUAAGGCAGACCCGUCGAAGUUGGACCCUGCCAUCUGGAAUGACGCUGCUGCUCUUCCUUCGGGAAUUCCAGCAAUAAUCUCUAGCCUGGUGCCGUGGGCUCUCAUCGUCACAUCCAUGUCCACUAGCUGGUACCCAAGGACGGCAAGUCGCCGAGUUGAGGAAUCUGCGCAUAUCUCGACUGCUGGGAGUCGGGGAUCUCCUGCAGCGUUGGAACGGCUUCAUUCGGCUGAUGUGGUGGAAAGCUCUCGCACAGAAAUCACUGAAUCUCCGGAGAGCGAUCGGAGAGACAGCCAUACUCGAUAUGUGAGCCCAUCUCUGACAGAGUUAGCAGUUCAGCAGGAUAGUGCUACCAUGCCCGGGAGAGUCGUGUACAUGGGCGACUCAGCCAACUUCAAGUACGUCCUACAUGAAGUUGGAGAUCCUUUCCAAACCAGUCAGCAACACCGCUUUUGGGGCGACAAUCUACAGAAAUCUAUGCUGGAAAGGUUAGACCAGUCUACCCAGUCGACAAUUCAGAAGAUACGAGAAGAUGAUCAGAAGCACCUACAAACGACCGGUGUCUUCCAAACGCCCAGCAAGCAAAUUGGCGAAGCGCUUAUUGAUAGCUUCUGGAAAUAUUCUUACCCAGUCUUUCCGCUUUUUGACUGGGCGCCAUUCUAUGCAGAAUAUAGCGCAGGAUCUAUAUCUCCUUUACUCUUGAACGCCGUUUUCAUGGUUGCAGUCUUCCAUUGCCCAGAGUCUAUUUUACAUGAUGCGGGGUUUCCUUCUAGAUACCUGGCCAGUCUCACAUUCUACCGGAGAGCAAAAGCACUCUACGACAGCGACAGCGAGUCCGAUGGUGUGAUCAUAAUCCAGACCACUAUUCUCAUGUCUAACUGGUGGGGUGGCCCGAUGGAGCAGAAGGACACAUGGUAUUGGCUCGGCAUCGCAGCAAGUUUGGCUCAAUCUUUGGGCAUGCACCGAUCGAAGUCAUACGAUGUUCUUCCCGAGGCGAGUAGAAAGGUGUGGAGGAGAAUCUGGUGGGUACUGUAUAUCAACGAUAUUCACCAUGCAGCUGUCUACGGUCGACCACCUCAUAUUCAUCCGAAAUUCUGCAACAUUGAAGUUCUCGGCGAAGAAGAUUUUGCUGGUUGCUCCUCAUUAAAUUCAGUUUCCUCGGAGUACGGUGUUUCGCAGGAAAGUAAAUCGUAUCUAAUUCACCUCGUUGACCUCAUUUCCAAAGUUGGCGACUGUCUCGUGACCAAGCUUGCAUCAACAGAUGGCAAUGAAAUAGCGGACAGGACAUCAUACAACAAACUGCUUCAAUGGGAACGAACCCUCUCCGAUAGGUUCAGGGCCACGCCAGCCCAGAUCUCUUUAGAGAGAGGGUUUUGGCCCGCGCUGAUUCAAGUACUCUACUGCGAGUAUCAAAUAGUAUUCUAUCGCUUGCUUUCCACGAAUCCAGUCACCGUGGGGCUUGAGUCUCCUAUUUUCCAAGCAGCUGGAAAAAUCACCCGUCUGCUCGAGGAUUUGCUUAUUUCUGGAACGCUAUACAACGCCCCUUUUACAAUUCUACCCGCAAUUUUUGCGUCUUCCUUGGUCUGUAUCAUGAACAUACGCAAAGGAGUCCCUAAUAUCCGGGUAGUAUCCGAGCAUCGUGCACACCUGGCGAUGCAGAUUCUCCACAGAUUUCAGGACACUUGGCCAAUAGCAAUCUGGACGCGCCAUCUUCUCGACUGUCUUCUGAAGAUACCUUCUACUGAUCAAGCUCAAGUCGAUUCUACCUCCGAAGAGCAUGACAGACGCGUUCUCUCCACAUUUCCCGACCCAAACCAGUCCAAUCAAGAGGCCUAUUGGCAAGAUAAUACACGUUUACCACUCCACAUUACCGAUAUGGGCGUUAUGACGGGAUUAUCUCCUCCACAAAGCACUAGUGAAGGAAACGUGUUUCACUAUGAGGGGUCAGGCGAUAGCCGAACACCGGGAUUUCCGAUAGUUUUUCCCUUCACCAAUCUAUUUGAGGAUGUUGGCUUUAGCCCUGAUGCGUAUACUGGAUCUAUGCUGUGA
Messenger RNA from Penicillium cataractarum, 3306 nucleotides. RefSeq lists its product as uncharacterized. The coding region runs from base 1 to 3306 and encodes 1101 amino acids. Gene Ontology annotation, cellular component: membrane. Gene Ontology annotation, biological process: transmembrane transport; DNA-templated transcription. NCBI's taxonomy places the organism in Eukaryota, Fungi, Ascomycota, Eurotiomycetes, Eurotiales, Aspergillaceae. The transcript is spliced from 9 exons. The record is from RefSeq and is a predicted model, not a curated record. Gene Ontology annotation, molecular function: zinc ion binding; transmembrane transporter activity; DNA binding.